Molecule: messenger RNA, 1878 nt
Organism: Pipistrellus kuhlii (Kuhl's pipistrelle)
Lineage: Eukaryota; Metazoa; Chordata; Mammalia; Chiroptera; Vespertilionidae
Product: transmembrane protease serine 11B-like protein
Exons: 10
Coding region: 177-1427 (416 amino acids)
Biological process (GO): proteolysis
Cellular component (GO): extracellular region; plasma membrane
Molecular function (GO): serine-type endopeptidase activity
Source: RefSeq, a predicted model, not a curated record
ACCAACACUUGUUAAACAAGUUUCUCUUUAAUUACCCUCUGCUAUUGCACCCAACCCUUAAAAUCCCAGGUAUCAUUGUGGUUAGCACAUUUACGCGAGAACCACUGGUCAGGACAAAGAAGUGCAGAAGUUUCCUUUAUUGCUUUCGACAUCAACAGCCAAUAUAUCGGCACAUUAUGUAUAGACCAGUCACAACUUCCCGUACAUCUUUGCCACUAUGGAUAAUUGUCCUCAUUGUGUUUGGAGUGUUGGCAAUCCUGGGAAUAAUUAUUGGUCUCCUGGUUCAUUUUCUGGUAGUAGAAAACAGAGUCUACUACUACCAAGGUAACUUUAAGGUUUUGAAUAUCCCACAUAAUAGAAAUUAUGAAAAAGAGACAUCAUCAGAAAAUAACUAUCUUAGCACAAUUCUUGAGACUAAGAUGACUGAUGCAUUUCAGAGUUCUGACAUUUACAAACAAUAUCUCAAUUCUCAAGUUAUCACACUGGUUCCUGAUAGAAACAGCGUGACAGCACAUAUAUUGCUGAUGUUCAAGGCUUCCAGAUCAACGAAGGAAAACACAAAAAGAAGAAUUGAAAGCAUCUUACGGCAGAUGCUCAGUGACAAGUCAGGAUCCUUGACUACAGAUCCUAAUUCUCUUAGGCUUGUGGAAACCACUAAGGCUGAUACUGAAAGGAUUAUCAACAGCCGCUGUGGGAGACGAGCAAGAAUAUCAGCUACAUAUGAUAGAGUCAAGGGAGGUUCCAAUGUUCGGGAAGGAGAGUGGCCCUGGCAAGCAAGUCUCAAAGUCAAUGGCCGACACUACUGUGGGGCAUCUUUGAUCAGUGACAGAUACCUGGUGACUGCAGCUCACUGCUUUCAAAAGACACUCAAUCCACAAAACUAUACUAUCAGCUUUGGCACCAAAGUAACUCCCCCCUAUAUGCAACAUUAUGUUCAACAAAUUAUUAUUCAUGAAGACUACAUCCCAGGUGAACAUCAUGAUGACAUUGCAGUUGUCAUGCUCACUGAAAAAGUUUUAUUUAGGAAUGAUGUCCAUCGGGUUUGUCUUCCUGAAGCCACACAGGUGUUUCUACCUGGUGAAGGCGUUGUUGUUACAGGAUGGGGAGCACUUUCAUAUAAUGGUAAAUACCCAACAAUACUUCAGAAAGCACCUGUGAAGAUUAUCGACACAAACACUUGUAAUUCUAAGGAAGCAUACAAUGGUUUGGUGGAGGACACGAUGCUAUGCGCUGGGUACAUGGAAGGAAAUAUUGAUGCUUGCCAGGGUGAUUCCGGAGGACCACUGGUUUAUCCCAAUUCUCGACAUAUUUGGUACCUUGUUGGAGUAGUGAGCUGGGGUAUAGAAUGUGGUAAAAUCAACAAGCCAGGUGUCUAUAUGCGAGUGACCGCCUACCGCAACUGGAUUGCCUCCAAGACUGGUAUUUAAGAGAAAAGCAUCUUGUAGAAACUAUCUUAGGUCAUUUUAACCUAUUACUCCUAAGCCUUAUGUAACGUGCAUUUUCAAUUAGCUUAUACAAAGGUUGUUUAGAAAAAAGUAUGGUCCUGAGGGAGUAUUUAUGAACUUUAAGCAGACGCUACAAAAGAAGAAAUUACAUGUUUAGUCAAGGAAGGCCUAAGUUAAGAAAGCAAUCUUAUCAAAAACUGACAAUUACUAUUUGUUUUCUAUUUCAUGCACCCACAUUGUGAAAUACAGCUCUUGGUUUUAGGCAUUCAGACUUAGCAGAAUUAUGAAAGUAUGUUCUUGUCUAGUGCAAAUUGCCAGGCAAUACUCUGAGAGACUGGAACCAACACCUUCUGAGAGGUGGGUUGGAAUGUGCUCUAUCUGCUCGCAAGUCAUAGUUUUUGUGAAAGGGGUAUGAUUGUGAACUAAAUAUGGU